Molecule: messenger RNA, 1224 nt
Organism: Chilo suppressalis (striped riceborer)
Lineage: Eukaryota; Metazoa; Arthropoda; Insecta; Lepidoptera; Crambidae
Source: the annotation of a GenBank genome assembly
UCUUAGUCACGUACUUUGACCAAUGAGAGCGUGCCCUUACUAACGAGAAACAUUUAUACACUAACUCUACAAAUGCAGUCACAGUUGAGAGGCAGAUGUGAAUAGUUCAAGUUCAUUGGUGUAGAAUAUUUGAUUUGAACAAGAGACGAUUGCGGCUACCAUUUUCAAAAGUUUAGAAUUUCGUACUCGAUAAGAUUAAAAAGAAGUACCUAGAUUACAACAUUUAAAAUGCAGUGGUUUGGUUUCGUUUUGUUAGCGACGGUUUCACAGGCAGCCGUUCUACCGACUAAAUCUGUGAAUGAGCAGGAAAACGAUAUACCAGUGCCUAAUCUAACCAGUUUGAUUGCUGAGGACCCUUUCGCUUUUAAAUUGGGAUGGGAACCAGUGAAGAGUGACGCAGCAGACCCCAUUUUGGGAUACAAGGUGAAGAUUUGGGAACAACCAAAAAGGAAAGUUUAUAAAUAUGAAACAGUAGAUGGAAUCAAAGAAUUAGUAGAAGAAUAUGCACCAGCCAAGUUCCCAAUGACCAGCGACGCACCAGACUUUGAACCGAAAGAAGUUGUGAUAGUCAAAGCUGAUAAACACGAAGCCAAAGGCAAGAACAUGAACCAAGGCGUGAUCUACGAGUUCAGAGUCCAAGCGUUCACCAAGAACGGCGAUGGUCCACUAUCGGCACCGAUGAGGCUACAAUUCCAGAAACCGAAAAAUGACGAUCACAAAAGAGACAUAGGAAUUGGUGUAACGUGGGAACCUGUUUAUAGUCCGUCUUCUAAUCCAGUUGUGGGAUAUAAGGUCAAGGUUUGGGAACAACAGACAGGGAUAGUGUACGAGUACAUAAUGAUUGAUGGUGUUCUUCAGCUGGUUGAGAGGGAGGUAUUAGUUCCGUUCUUCUGCGUAUUGCUGCUAGUAGCUGUGGCUAAAGCCUCGGUUCUGAAGACGGCUGAGGAUAUCCCAGCGCCGCAUUUACUGCGUCUGGUGUCACUGGACCCUCCAGGUUUCAAAAUCGAAUGGAACCCAGUCAAGAGCAAAGAUGAAGCAGAUCCAGUCAUCGGGUACAAGGUGAAAAUUUGGGAGCAGCAGUCGGUAAAAACCUACAAUUAUGAAACGGUCGACGGCAUCCCCACGCUGGUACAGCAAAGCGCUUUGAAUCCGGUCCGGGUCCUGGCAUACUCCAAGAACUUCGAAGGGCAACUGUCCAACGGCAUGAGGAUCAAACUUGAAUAA